Coregonus clupeaformis (lake whitefish) is the source of this 2979-nucleotide messenger RNA. RefSeq names its product F-box and leucine-rich repeat protein 7 (gene fbxl7). Gene Ontology annotation, biological process: SCF-dependent proteasomal ubiquitin-dependent protein catabolic process. The coding region runs from base 467 to 1972 and encodes 501 amino acids. Gene Ontology annotation, cellular component: SCF ubiquitin ligase complex. The transcript is spliced from 4 exons. Lineage: Eukaryota; Metazoa; Chordata; Actinopteri; Salmoniformes; Salmonidae. The record is from RefSeq and is a predicted model, not a curated record. Gene Ontology annotation, molecular function: protein binding.
UUUAACAGCAAAUCCCCGUUGCCUCUCGCGGCCGCCGAAAGGAUGUCUACAUGGUAACGGUUCCAUACUUAGCAGGAGUGGAUGCAUUCGGUCUUGGCGCAACAAGUUUCGGGUUUAGUUUAUAUCAAACUAAAGCUGGAUGCGAAUAAGUUUCCGUUUGUAACACUCGAAGAUAAAACCGUUUUUGUUCGCCUUCAACAGCCGUUAGAAUAGUGUACUGUUACCUGCACUUCUUGUAAGAAUUUAGUUUGAAAUCAAAAAUUUUAUUCAGUAAAAAAUAUCUCUAAUGACAUGCAGACUAUGUUUGGAUUUAUGGUUUGAGAAUAACGGUUUUUGGGGACUAUCUUCCGCAGGAAAAAAAGAGGAACCACGCGAAUUUCCCUCAUCUAACGCGCAAGUUUUUUAGGAAUACUUUUUAUUUGAUGGAUACCUCGGAGCUCUGUAAAUAGAUAAUGCAUUACACAGGAUGGGUGCGAACAAUGGGAAACAAAGUGGGAGUGAGGGUAAAGGCAGUUCCAGUAUUUCCUCCGACCUGAGUUCAAGUACGGAUCAGACGUCGUCCAAAGCUCCCAAGAAUGCAGCUACCAGCGAAGAUUCGGACCUGAGCAUGCGGACAUUGAGCACCCCAAGCCCUGCCCUCAUCCUUCCUCCCCGUCCCCACCUCCACCCUCUCUCCCCUCUCCUCCCCCCAUCGGCCCCCUUCAACAGCUCCUCCUCCACCUCCUCCUCUGAGACAGUUGCCAUGGUGCAUGCCGUCGCCCCUCCCCCUCUCUUCUGCGCCACCCACUCACGACGCCGCGCCACCCGGGACCACCACCAGGGGGCGUCGGUGCCCAUGGACCUCUUGCCGGACCACAUCUUCCUGGACAUCUUCGCCCGCCUGCCCACCAACCAGCUGUGCCGCUGCGCCCGCGUCUGCCGCCGCUGGUACAACCUGGCGUGGGACCCCCGGCUGUGGCGGAGCAUCCGGCUGACGGGGGACGUGCUCCACGUCGACCGGGCGCUGCGGGUGCUGACGCGGCGCCUCUGCCAGGACACGCCCAAUGUGUGCCUGAUGCUGGAGACGCUGGUGGCGAGCGGGUGCCGGAGGUUGACGGACCGCGGGCUGCACACGGUGGCCCAGUGCUGCCCCGAGCUGCGCUGCCUGGAGGUGGCAGGCUGCUAUAACGUGUCCAACGACGCUGUGUUCGAGGUGGUGUCGCACUGCCCCAACCUGGAGCACCUGGACGUCUCAGGAUGCUCCAAGGUAACCUGCAUCAGUCUGACGCGGGAGGUCUCCCUCAAACUAUCGCCUAUGCACGGCCAGCAGAUCUCCAUCCGCUACCUGGACAUGACUGACUGCUUGGCCCUGGAGGACGAGGGCCUGCACACCAUCGCCGCCCACUGCACCCAGCUCACCCAUCUCUACCUGCGCCGCUGCAUGCGGCUCACCGACGAGGGCCUUCGCUACCUGGUCAUCUACUGCCCGGCCGUGCGUGAGCUCAGCGUCAGCGACUGCCGCUACGUCAGCGACUUCGGCCUGCGCGAGAUCGCCAAGCUUGAAGGCCGGUUGCGCUACUUGAGCGUGGCGCAUUGCGGAAGGAUCACUGACGUCGGGGUGCGGUAUGUCGCUAAGUACUGCUCACGGCUGCGAUACCUGAAUGCGCGGGGCUGCGAGGGCCUCACGGACCACGGCCUGGAGUACCUGGCCAAGAGUUGCCCCAAGCUCAAGUCGCUGGACAUCGGGAAGUGCCCGCUGGUGUCGGACGCAGGGCUGGAACUGCUGGCGCUCAACUGCUUCAACCUGAAGCGGCUGAGCCUCAAGUCGUGCGAGAGCAUCACGGGCCGCGGGCUGCAGGUGGUGGCGGCCAACUGCUUCGACCUGCAGCUGCUCAACGUGCAGGACUGCGACGCGCCACUGGAGGCACUGCACUUUGUGAAGCGCCACUGCAAGCGCUGCGUCAUCGAGCACACAAACCCCGCCUUUUUCUGAGGAGACAGGAGAAUGGGCGAACAAACUGAAGCCUGUAUCCCGCACAUAGGCAGACAUAAUGUAAUAUGCACAUGACAAUCUAUUAUGGUUGUUUUUUUAUAGCACUCAUAAGACUGUUUUUAAGUUAUUUUUUUUUCUCCCUAUUCCCUCACUACAAACUGUUGCCCAACUUCUAAAGGGAUCAUUUUUAAGCAGAUGACUUCUGUAAGUAUAUAAUAAAACACUAGUGUAUUUUCAUUUGAAAGGAAAAAACUAUAAUAGCAUGAAAAACUCAGCUCUUUCUCAGUAUCUUGUCAGUAUCUCCUUAGGCCAAGAAGUUUAAAUGGAAUGCAAUUUAAUUAUGAGUAAUGGUUAUCUUUUUUGUGUCAAAGGUUCACGUGUGACAUUCCACUGAAGAGGCCUCCCCUUCUGUUUGCAGUGCUGGUGGGCAAUAUAGUAAUUGAUCCAGUAACUCCAGUCAUUCCACAUUACUUAAAGAGGCUGUACAGUUCAUAUACACAUAUGAUAGAACAUUAGUCCAUUUCUUAACUCAUGAAACCACAUAAACCUUCGUUUUAAUUAAGAAUAUGCUUCUACUCAUGGUGUGGAGAGGUGUGCACCUUUCUGUCCAAUGAGGUGAUUGAUGAGCAAUAUUUCUGUCCAUUUAGGGGACCCCAUUUGGCUCAAGAGCACCCCCAGAGGCAAACGUUCUGUAUUGCCUUUUUUAACCUAUUAGAUAGGUUUUUUUUAAAUGCUGGCUUUUCAACUAGAGCCUCAAAUGUACUCUUAUUCAUUGUUUACAUGUCAUUCUUCUGCAGUUUAAAUGCUAGACAAUCCUACCAUCAUGUCCUUGGUUAGUGAAGUGGGGGAUUGUUAUUUUGAAUGCAAUGUCCAGUUCUAUUUUGUAAAAUAAUUGUGUAUACUAACUAUGCUCAGACAAUCACUAGAACAAGUGUGUUCACUGCUCUCUCUUUAUUGGUUAUUGGUUUUAAUACAUAAUAGAGGAAUAAAAUAAUGUCCUAAAUGAG